CUUCCGGCUCCGUUGUUGCUGUGGGCUCCGAGAGUUCCAGUUCUGGCUUGUCUGGACUCUGCGGUUUCCUAAGAGAAAUCUUGAAAAGGACUGAACAGUUUUUGCAGUUCUGAAACCAUGGCCCAUGGACCAGUGACGUUCAGGGAUGUGGCCAUAGACUUCUCACAAGAAGAAUGGGAAUUCCUGGACUCUGCUCAGAGGGACUUAUAUAGGGAUGUAAUGUGGGAGAACUACAGCAACUUCAUCUCCCUGGCGGGACCUUCCAUUUCUAAUCCAAACGUGAUUGCUUUAUUGGAUGACGAAGGAAAGGAACCUGGGAUGGUUGUGAGGGAAGGGACAAGAAAAUAUUGCCCUGAUUUGGAGUCCAGAUAUAGGACCAACACUUUAUCUCCAGAAAAGGACAUUUGUGAAAUAUAUUCAUUCCAGUGGGAGAUAAUGGAAAAAAUUAAAAGCUGUGGCAUCCAAGGCUCCAUUUCUAAAAAUGAUUGGAAAUGCAAAAGCAAAAUUGAGGGAAAGAAGGAGCCACAAGAGCGUUGUAUUGGGCAAGUGAACAUUACCUCUGAAAAGGUGACCUCUUAUAAAAAACACAAUUUUCUUGCUGAAUAUCAAAUAAUUCAUAAUGGAGAAAAGAUAUAUGAGUGUAAGGAAUGUAGGAAAACCUUUAUUCGUCGUUCAACAUUAAGUCAACACCUGAGAAUUCAUACUGGUGAGAAACCUUACAAAUGUAAGGAAUGUGGGCAGGCCUUUAGACAGCGUGCACACCUUAUCCGCCAUCACAAACUUCACACUGGUGAGAAACCCUAUGAAUGUAAGGAGUGUGGGAAGGCCUUUACAGUACUCCAGGAACUCACUCAGCAUCAGAGACUUCAUACUGGUGAAAAACCUUACGAAUGUAAGGAAUGUGGGAAGGCUUUUAGGGUACAUCAACAACUGGCUCGACAUCAGAGGAUUCACACUGGUGAGAAACCUUAUGAAUGUAAGGCGUGUGGGAAGACCUUCAGACAGUGCACACACCUUACUCGACACCAGAGGCUUCAUACUGCUGAGAAGCUCUAUGAGUGUAAGGAAUGUGGGAAAGCCUUUGUAUGUGGUCCAGACCUUCGAGUACAUCAGAAAAUUCAUUUUGGUGAGAAGCCCUAUACAUGUAAGGAAUGUGGAAAGGCUUUUAGAAUAUGCCAACAACUUACUGUCCAUCAGAGUAUUCAUACUGGAGAGAAACCCUAUGAAUGUAAGGAAUGUGGGAAGACUUUCAGAUUAAGGCAACAGCUUGUUCGCCAUCAGAGAAUACAUACACGUGAGAAACCCUAUGAAUGUGUGGAGUGUUGGAAGACAUUUAGUAGUUACUCUCAACUUAUUUCACAUCAGAGCAUUCAUAUUGGUGAGAGACCUUAUGAAUGUGAAGAAUGUGGGAAAGCCUUUAGACUUCUCUCACAACUUACUCAACAUCAGAGCAUUCAUACUGGCGAGAAACCUUAUGAAUGUAAGGAGUGUAGAAAACCUUUUAGACUGCUCUCACAGCUUACUCAGCAUCAGAGUAUUCAUACUGGUGAGAAACCUUAUGCCUGUAAGGAAUGUGGGAAAGCUUUCAGGCUUUAUUCAUUUCUUACUCAGCAUCAGAGGAUUCAUACUGGCGAGAAACCCUACAAAUGUAAGGAAUGUAAGAAGGCCUUUAGACAGCAUUCACACCUUACUCAACAUCAGAAGAUUCAUAAUGGAAUUUAGUAGAAGAAAGCCUUCAAAUACACAUUGUGUUUCGGAACAUCAGAAAGCUCAUUUUUGAAAAAAUUUGUUUCAUGUGCACAACUAAGCAUAAUAAAUUUUAUAUUAGAAAGAAUCUGUUGCUUUAAAAACCUUCCCUCGCCUUUUAAACAUUCUUUAUCUUCAGCGAAUUCUUGAGAGAAUAACAAUGAAUCUAGGAAAAUGCUUAGCCUUAUCAUUCUUUAUUUUACCACUUUAUUACCACAGGGAUGUUGGACAAGAUAGUGUACUGUGCCUCAUUUUUCUCAUUGUAAAAUAAUGUUACUUAUUUUUAUUAUUUAUUGUGUAAUAAAUUACCACAAACUUAGUAGCUUAGAAUAAUACACAUUAUCUCCUAGCUACUAUGGAUGUGAAAUCUGGUCGUGACUUAAUUGUGUCAAGGACCUCAUCUGAAGGCUCCACUAGAGAAGGAUCCAGAGGAUUGUAGCCUGAGUUCGUUUCAUCAAGGAGUGUUACAGUGAGAUCCCCAGCUUCUGCCUGGCUGCUGGCUGAAGACCGACUGCAGCCUUUUGCCACAAUGGCCUCUUCAGCAUGGCUAAUUGCUUCAUCAGAGCACACAAGCCAAGAUGGCAGUGGAGUCUGCCAGCAAGAAGAAAGUUACAGUUUUGUGUCAUCUACUCAUGGAAAUGACAUCACAUCGUCUUUGCUAUUUUCAGCUGGUUAGAAGUAAAUCUUUGGGCUUCCACUGUGGUGUAGCACAUGAGCCUGCUGCCUGCAGCACUGGCAUCACACAUGGGCACUGGUUUGAUUGAAAGCACUGCUCUGCUUUCAGUCCAUCUCCUGCUAAUCGCCUGGGAAAAGCAGCAGAAGAUGGCCCAAGUGCUUGGGCCCCUGCUCCCACUGUGGGAGACCUGGUUGAAGCUCCUGGCUUUGGCCAUCUGAGGAGUGAACGAACAGAUGGAAGAUUUCUCUCUGUAUCUACCUCUCUCUUUCUCUCUCUGUAAAUCUUUCAAAUAAACAAAUAAAUAUUUAAAAAAGUAAAUUACAAAGAAGCCCACACUCAAGGGAAAGGGAUUAUAAUGAAUGUGAAUACCAGGAGACAGGAGCCAUUGGGGGUCAAUUUAGAGUCAGCCUGCAACACCAUGUAAUGAUAUUGUUGUGAGUAUUGAAUAGUUAGUUUUUGGCAGAUGAGCAGUCACAUAGCAUGUAUUCUGUAAAUAUUAUUUAUAAUUUUCAGUAUUUGUGAAUUCAAAUGAAAGAUCCUAUGGGAGUAAUAAAUGUAAAAAUGCCUCCUAUUACCUCUCAGCACUUACUGAACAAACUAAUUUAUUCUAAGUAAGAUAUGGGAGAUUACAGUGAAUAUAAGAAGUUCUUCAUCACUUAACCUGCAUCAGAAAUUUCAUGCUGAAAAGAAACUUUCAUGAAUAUGAGGUUGUUGAGUAUGACUAUUGGAGAAUCAGAAAUAUGGAAUGAUAUUCAUAUAAUUUCAAAAAGCAAAUGGUUACAAUCCCUGCUGUCUGACUAUAGUUCAAGAUUAAUUCAAAAUUAAUGCUAUACUUCAGAAAGAGGACAGAAAGAAACUAGCCAUGUUGAAAUUUAAUUUUGUUGAUGUGUGCACACAUACAUGUAAAUGUGUAUGUGUGUCUGUUUAAGAUUCUGUAAAACAUAUUCCAUUAUAAUCCGUGUAUUUUGUGGUACUCGAAAUGCUCUUUCUUCAAACUGUUGGAGUUGUAUCAAGUUGGAUCUUUUGACAUGACCCCACCAGUAGUUUGACAGUCUACUUAAUUAUGGCUGCAUAAUUUAGUCACUUAGAGAAGAUGCUAGGGCACUGAUUCAUAAUUCUUAAAUAAAGAGGAAUUGAACAUUUAUUUUUCUUUUUCUAUAUGAACCAAGUUUUCAGAUCACCCUGAAUUCAUCUGAUUUAAGUUCUUUUUAAAAGAAGUCCAAUCAGUAAAUACAGAAAGAACGAUAGGAUAAGAAAAAAAAGUCACCAUUUUCUAAAUGCUAAUGGGUUAAAAGGUCAAGAAAAUGACCUUUAAAGGAUGAAAACUGAGAUUUUUAUAUUGAAAUUUUUAUAUUGGAUUUAUCAAGUUGACCAUCUCUGAACGCUUUGAUCAAUUUUAACUUCAGUAAAAAUAGGUCCAUGAGACAAUAUCCACUGAUAAAAUGCAACAGGAAGAAUCACUACCUGUGAAACCUUACUGCCAAAAUAAUGAACUGAAGUAUAUCAAGUAUUUUAAAACCAAGAGUGAAAUAUAGAUGAACAUUGUAGGUGCCAUCACAUGGAAGCAGAAGAUCAAGAAUAUGUAAAGUGUCCUGAUUUCAACUAAUGAAUGUCAUGAGAAACAAAGAAAUGGAAGAAGUGUGGCAUUAUGUUGGCAUUACUUGGUGGCAACAAUGUCAAACGACAUUUUGGAGAUGAUGAGGGAAGUGUGGACACUUAGUAACACUAUUUUUUUAAAGCACUGAUAACACAAAUGUGGUUACUAAAUAUAUCUGUUUUAGAGAUACACAUUUAUGAAAUUAUAAGAUUUCCCUUAAAAUAUUCCAACAAAAGAAAAGGAAUUGGUUAAGAGAGCUGGAAACUACAUUGGCAAAAUAUUGAUAGCUACUGAAGUACAGUGAUUUGAUCAUAUGGCAUUGUUCUAACAUCU
Lepus europaeus (European hare) is the source of this 4352-nucleotide messenger RNA. RefSeq names its product ZFP14 zinc finger protein (gene ZFP14). The transcript is spliced from 5 exons. Gene Ontology annotation, biological process: regulation of cytokine production; negative regulation of transcription by RNA polymerase II; regulation of immune system process. The coding region runs from base 118 to 1722 and encodes 534 amino acids. The record is from RefSeq and is a predicted model, not a curated record. NCBI's taxonomy places the organism in Eukaryota, Metazoa, Chordata, Mammalia, Lagomorpha, Leporidae.